Seminavis robusta is the source of this 3576-nucleotide messenger RNA. NCBI's taxonomy places the organism in Eukaryota, Bacillariophyta, Bacillariophyceae, Naviculales, Naviculaceae. The record is from the annotation of a GenBank genome assembly.
AUCUCCCUCCAUCAUCAUCUCUUUCAUCCUCAUCUCUGGCUAGCUAUAGCUAGCUAUCAUAGAUACUGUACCGGUAGUGCUGUAAUACCUAUCCAUUAUAAUUAUCCAGCUCUUCAUAACACUUCUUUAUCAUAAUCAAUCAUGUACGGGCUGGUGUUUGAGAUUUUGGAAGAAUUUGUAUUGGAUCAAAAUGACGGUCGGUCCUUGUGGCACACCAUCAAAUCCCAAGCCAAUUGCAAGAUUCCCGAUCAGAGUUUUCUACGACGCUCUCAUUAUGCCGACGAAGAAAUUAUGAAUUUACUACGGGCUGCCAGUACUGUUUUGGGGUUGGACAUGGACUCGCUGCUCAAGACAUUUGGUAAAUUCAUGAUUCGACAUCAUUACCUCCAUGGCUACAACGAAUUACUACGAGCCAAUGGCGCUACACUCCGCCAAUGGUUAUCCAACUUGAAUGGCCUCCACGACCACGUCUCGAAAAGUUUCGCGGGUCAUCAAGUGAAUUUCCAAGCGCCCAUUUAUUGGUGUGAAGACUGCGAUACAGUAGAAGCAUCGAUUCUAUUGCAUUACUACAGUUUUCGCGGUACCACUCUUGUUCCCAUGACGGUCGGGAUUGUCCAAGAAUUGGCAUCCUUCCAGUUUGGUGUCGACGUGACACUCACUCAAUUGGCACUGCAAGGACAGGAUGGCGCCGAAUUUACCACCUUUCGCAUUACGGCCACGGAUCCGUCGCAACGAUGGAAAUUGAGUCCAACCGUCGCCAUGGACGAUGUCAUUGAUUUUAGUCAAAUCGAAUUGCCCGAUGACAUGUGUCCUUUUUCCAAACAAAGUAAUGGCGGCUUUUCGGGAAGUUCGGGGGGUGAUACGGCUUACAGUAUGGAUGAUGACCACAAUCAUGACGACAACCACCAAAACAACAAUCCGUUGAGCAGCGAACAACUCCAAUCCAUUUUUCCCUUUCACGUCCUCGUCAAUCGACAAUUUCAAAUUGUGCAAAUGGGAAAAUCGCUGCCGACCAUUUUGAACCGCACCGAAGAAAAAUUGUUGGAGCGACACAUUGGCGAUGUCCUGACGAUUGUUCGUCCCGUCAUGGGAUCGGCAUGGGAUUGGCAAGCCCUGAAAAAAUUGCAAGAUCAACAUUUCUUUCUCGUGCCCACCACUGUCAAACCGACGCAUGCCCCCAUUAAACGCACCAAAUCGAUUGAUCAAGAUGCCAUUUUUGGAAAACCCAUUCGCGGUAGUUUUACACGUCGAAGAGCGACACUCAAAAAAACCGAUUCCAAUUUACGUCGUAAAGUCUCCAUGGCCGGUGCCACGAUCAAAUUCAAAGGCAGCAUGUUGGAAUUGGGGCGCGCUAAUACCAAUAAUAAGCGUCGUGGUGGAGGACAUGUCAUGUUUAUUCUCUCGCCGGAUGCCCGGAAUGUCUCGGAAUUACGGCAAAUGGGAUUGACCAUGGACGAUUUGCCGCUUCAUACAUCGCAACGGGAUGCCGUCUUCUUGGGAGAAUACAUUGGACAAGAAGUCGACAUGGCCAACAAUCUUGAUAAAUUGUCCAAAAAGUUAGAGGUCGAAAAGAAUUUGAGUACGGCGCUGUUGUACAAUAUGUUGCCCCGCGUCAUUGCCGAUGAAUUGCGCAGUGGGAGUGCCGUGGAACCCAAACAUCACGAACAAGUCACACUCUUUUUUAGUGAUAUUGUGGGAUUUACCACAAUUUGUUCACAAGUCGACCCAUGGGCUGUCAUUGAUCUGCUCAAUAGAUUGUACAGUAUCAUGGAUCAUUGUGCCGCACAUUUCAAACUGUACAAAGUUGAAACCAUUGGGGAUGCCUACAUGUGCUGCAGUGGAUUGCCAGAGCCAGAUGAACUUCAUGCAGAAAACAUUGCCAACUUUGCCAUUUGUGUCAUGGAAUGUGUGAGACACGUGCCGUCGCCGGUGGAUGGGUCGCCGCUACAACUCAGAGUGGGAAUUCACACUGGAUCGUGUACGGCGGGAGUUGUGGGAACUCUCACGCCGCAUUACUGUCUCUUUGGUGACAUGGUCAAUGUCACGGCUCGUCACGAGUCGACCGGGACGGCUGGAAAAAUUCAAUGCUCUAGCGAACUAUUUGCAAGCUUGACGCACUUUUCCAAGUACGAGGAAGAACAAUACGUGAUUUCACCGCGGGGACUAGUCAACAUGAAGGGCAAGGGCGAUCAAAUGACCUAUUGGCUAGAGGGAGGGACCAAAGCUAACGAGAAGGCAGGGCCGGCUGCAGUGCAAGCACUGUACGAGACUGUGGGGAAAAUGUUGAAGAAACAGAAUUGGAAACAUAGACGGUACUUUCGACGGUCCGGGGCACUUAGGGGGGACGACAUGGACAACUCCGUGCUGGGUGGAAGCAGACACUGGCCGUCCACCGAUGACACGACGGACACAACGACUGCUACGUCGGAUACGGGCUAUACGUUCUGUGGUCCCUUUACGUCUAUCGAAUCCCUCCCGGCAGCUCCUCCUUCCGAUGAGAGCGAAAGCGUUUCGGAACAGAGUAUGGAAGAUGGAAUUGAGCCAGAUAGGUCGAAAAGGACCAAUGACGACUCUGUAUUUGCAAGUACCAACGGCCUGUCUAAACACAUUUUCGAAAGCAAUAUGACAAACGAAGAACUCGUCUCCGCUGUGCAUUCACUCCUGUCGCCAUUGCUGCAGCUUUGUUUGUCAGACGACGAAGGAGCUGAACAAUCAACAAGUGACCGUGAUCGCCGAGACAAGGAGCUGAUGGCAUUUGUGGACCACAUCUCGAUGACAUUCAAACGACAAAACGCUUAUCACAACUUUCGCAGGACAGUUCACGUCGUCCAUUGGGCCAACUUUCUUUUUGAACAAAUGCAAGAGGAAGGUGCAGGUCAGACAGGAGGUAUUGACACUGAUCCUUGGUUCCGGCUCACUCUAGCCUUCGCAGCAUUGCUGAGGGAUUGUAAGCACACCGGCAUAUCACAAAGCCAGCUGAAAGAAGAGGAGAACAUGGUCUAUGAAAUGCACGGCGGCGAAAAUUGCCAAGCUCGAUACGGCUUCCGCUAUGGAUUGGACAUCUUGGCCGAAAAAUUCCCAGACCUUUACGACGACCUUGUGUUGGGAUUUCCUACCUUUCUCUACCUUAUGAAGAAACUAGAGUCGCCCGCAAAAUCAUUCAAGAAGAAAAGCACCGGCGAUGAAACAAGCAUCAAGGACACGGUGGCUGCCAUGGGAAUCGCCCUUCGAUUAGCGAGCAUGGGACACUUCGCUGUAGAACCCGACAGUUUCUUCAAAUGGAACCAGGCAGCGUUUGCAGAAUUGAGGCUCGCAAACAUGGGGCAACGUGGAAGCGACCCAACUCCCGUCUGGAACGACCAGUGUGUCCUAUUCAUUGAAAAGAACGUCUUGCCCGUGGUGAAGGCGUGUGACAGCUUGCUACCAAAUGUGACAAGCACAACUCUUCAUGACACUGUCGCUUCAAAUUUGAAGAGCUUUGAAUCCAAGGCUGAAGACUACCCACGCCGGAGUCUAGUGGACGAAAGUGAGCGAUCGACGGCCCAUGUUUCGGUCGCAAUUGAUGUCUUCCGCUAA